AUGCUCGGCUUCACAGUAAUCCUCGCUCUCGUGGGAACAGUCUCCGCUGCAUGCACUGGAUCCACUUGUGAAACAUGCUCGUUCAGUUCGGGAUGCGGAUGGAAUGGCGCUCAGUGUGUGUCGUCCGGUCUUCUGAACCUGAAUUGCGGAAACGCUGGCUGGACUUGCCAUGAUGCCUACGCUUGUCCAGGUACUCCACCCGCCUACAACGAGAGCUUCGCCCGGAAUCAGCUCUGGAGAUUGCAUGCAGCUCAAGCUCAAAAUGUACCCACAGAUAUUGGGUUCAUCGGCUGUAUGGAAGCAGCUGACGCGUCAGCCGUUUUCCUUGGGCGUGUCCAAGUCACAUGCGGAUUCCCGCUUCCCACUGAUUCAUGCACUACGGAUGUUUUCGCAUUGCCCGCCUCAAACGCCAUUGUUGCCACAACUCUCGGAACAGCCGUAAACUCCACACAACUUAUCAACGCACUCAUUGCUCUAACCAUUCCGCUCACCACCAACGGGGUUAUCAUCUAUUGGGAUAACGCUAACUCGUUGUUAUGGCCUGGUGUGGAAACAAUUCUUUCAAGCGCCUUUGCCCCCUCAUCACCUUAUGCAGGAUACAAUCUGGUUCUCUCCGGCCACUCGAUCGGUGCAGCGGUUGCCGUGCUUAUGGCGGGAGAGGCGGCCCAGGCAAGCUGGCUUCCAUCAACUGCCCAAGUGUCGUCGAUCACUUUUGGUGAGCCCCGAAUUGGCAACUAUGCUUUUCUCGACUCGAACUUUGCUGUGGCACCAAAUCAUUUGCGAAUCAUCAAUCAAAACGACGUGAUCACUACUCUUCCCCUCGCGGGACUUGGCGUCUUCCACACUAAGUAUCCGGUUCAAUACAAGAAUGGAAUGACUUCAGCAUUCCUCGGCACUCAAACCAUCUGCAAUACUUAUGAGGAUUCGAAUUGUGCGGCAAACACGUUGAGCGGAAUCCCGGGCCUUUCUCCCGACUAUCACAACGUGUAUUUCGGCACUCCCUCCUAUCCAACAUGGCGUGCCACCAAUUGCUCAUAUGCGGGAAUU
Mesorhabditis belari is the source of this 1047-nucleotide messenger RNA. Lineage: Eukaryota; Metazoa; Nematoda; Chromadorea; Rhabditida; Rhabditidae. The record is from the annotation of a GenBank genome assembly.